This is a messenger RNA of Corylus avellana, 1358 nucleotides long. RefSeq lists its product as uncharacterized. NCBI's taxonomy places the organism in Eukaryota, Viridiplantae, Streptophyta, Magnoliopsida, Fagales, Betulaceae. The record is from RefSeq and is a predicted model, not a curated record.
CUUUUUUGUCUGCCACACAAUAGUUUCUUCUUCACAGACACUAAAAGCUCGACAAUUCUGAGAUAAGAAAGGAGAGGAAAGCACAAAAAGAAAAAAACAAGGAAAAAUUAUAUAGAUUUCUAUGAUUGAGAGGGAAUGGGGCACAGAGAAAGAGAGAAAGAGGGAAGAAGAGGCCCUAAGGAUAGAACUGAGACCCCUAAUUUGAAUCUCUUUAAAGACCAAAGUGGGAAUCCAAAUAAAGGGUAAGAAAAAAGAAGGUGUUAAGGGAAAAGGGGAAUAUCAAAAAGAAAAUACAUUUUGUCUUUCUGAACAUGCUUGGUUUUCUACCUUUAUCUAUAUACCAUUUCCUAUGAUCAUCAAACACACCAUCCCGGCAGAAUUCUUCACCAAUUGAAAGAUCAAUCAUGCUGACUGCCAAGAACCUCCAUAUUCUGAAACCUCUCCUUUUCAUUCUCAAUUUGUUCUUCACUACUUCCAUAGCUCAAGAAAGCUUUUGUGGCAAAAUCCGAAUCCAAGCACCCUUUUUGAAUUCAAGUUCAACUGAAUCAUCAUCUCUAUUACACCGCAUGAUCCAAUGCAAAUCCCAGAAGCUAUACUUCAGAACCUCUCUUGGUCUUUUUCCUGUCUCUGCCAUCAAUUACACUACAAAAUUCCUAACCAUCUCUCACCCUCCUUGUUCUUCUUCACUCCACUAUGUCUCUCCUUCGCUUCUCUCAGCUGGUUUUCCUUCUCCUCCACUUCCCAACUCACUUCUUCUCUUCAACUGCUCAAACAAAAUAAUACACCCCAUGUCACCCUUCAUCAGAAACUGCUCUUUCUUCCAUCCAUGUGGAGCUUUUUCUUCUCGAGUUCAAAAACAAGAACAGCCAAAACUCCCUCCUUCAUGCUUUCUUGUUGAUGAUCUUGAAAAGGUAAACGUGGGUUUUGAUCCAAAACAUCUAAAUUGCUCACAUUACAGCCACAUACAUAGAUCUUUGGCUGAUGAUCAUCACAGCUAUGAAGGGUAUGAGCUGGGGACAAGGAUUUCCUUUGACAUUCCUGAUCAUGUACCAAAUCCCUGUGAUGAGUGUGAGAAGCCUAAUGGCAACUGUGGAGUUGGGUUGAGGUGCAUUUGCCACCCAAAUGAGUGUAAAAAUAAGGUCAUUUCUAUGGGCGGAUCCGUGGACCCCUUUGCUUUUGCCAUCGCGUCCCUCUUGUUGUCCAAACUUGUUGAUCCUUUAAUACACCCCCGCAACCUGACGGGCGAAGAGACCAUGAGUUUGUCAAGCAGAAAACACAAACGAGCGGCAAUGUGGCUCUUCAUAAAGCCAAUUGAUCCACAGUGGAGAGAUGACGCACUUGAAUAUCCUUGUUAUUGA